CCCUUUUGCAAUGACAUGUGUCGAACAGUUCUCUUUCAUAUGACACUCUUUUCAAUACGAAAUUAAAUAUUAAUUUUAAUCUUACAACUUUGAUAAGCAAAUUAAAAAUGUCUAGUAAUCAGAAUAAGAAGAGCAAACGUAAAUGCUGUAAACCCUCGGCGAAAGCAUUAGAAGGCGCAUUCUGUUGCACACCGGCAGUUUUGAAUAAUGAAGCGUCGAUAUCGGCAGCAAAAUCGGAUGGUAACAUAAAGCAUCAAGAACUCGGUUUAAAACAAAAAUUUGUCAAUAAAGUCAAAUCUUGGAGUAGUAAAGAUAAAUUGAUCCGAAAUGAAAGCGCAACAAGCUCCUUGAAGGCCGAUCCGGAUGUAACAACGCUAUCGUCUAGGCUCGAAAAUUUACAGUUAAGUCGUAACAACUCGGAGGAGAAAAUGUUUCAAACAAAAAUAUUCCACGCUAGGGACAGUUUGGAGAGUAUAUCGAUAAGUAAAUCAAAGUUUAGUGUAAAUGAUGACUCGAAAUUAUCUUUAACAAAGGAGAUAGACGUGGCGCUUUCAGAAUGUACUUUCAAUACUAGUAAGACGAAAACAGAUUCAGCUAAGCUCACUUGGGAUCCCUGGAAUAAGAGAGGACGAGAAAAUAAGAGACGCAAAGAAAAAUCGCCACACACAUCGCGAGAAAGGACGGUGGACAACUUGAAAAUAAAGAAACCCAAAGGAUGCAUAGCCGGUGACGAAUUGCACAUACCCAGCUUUGAUAUGAAAAGAAUUGAUGGCAGAGCGUGCGAAGACACUUACGUGUACCAUCCCCACAAUAAUCCUCCAAAAUGCGUGACUUUCGUAAACCAUGUCGACGUAAUCUAUUUUGCGAACGACGAAAUUUUAAGGAAAGUGUCCGAGCCGCUGAAAAAAGAAUCGGACCAACAAAUUCGUAAUAAAGAAAUGAGAAAAGGUCACGUUCCUUGCACUUUAUUCGGAAAGAGACAGUCGGCGAGCGAAAAUUAUAUGUCGGCUUGGUUCCGAAAGUGAUCACGAAAAAAUAAAUCGACCAUUAUUUUGUA
This is a messenger RNA of Photinus pyralis (common eastern firefly), 1057 nucleotides long. RefSeq lists its product as uncharacterized. The transcript is spliced from 5 exons. The record is from RefSeq and is a predicted model, not a curated record. NCBI's taxonomy places the organism in Eukaryota, Metazoa, Arthropoda, Insecta, Coleoptera, Lampyridae. The coding region runs from base 108 to 1025 and encodes 305 amino acids.